Stomoxys calcitrans (stable fly) is the source of this 2383-nucleotide messenger RNA. RefSeq names its product protein crooked neck (gene crn). The coding region runs from base 114 to 2276 and encodes 720 amino acids. Lineage: Eukaryota; Metazoa; Arthropoda; Insecta; Diptera; Muscidae. The record is from RefSeq and is a predicted model, not a curated record. The transcript is spliced from 3 exons. Gene Ontology annotation, biological process: mRNA splicing, via spliceosome; spliceosomal complex assembly. Gene Ontology annotation, cellular component: post-mRNA release spliceosomal complex; U2-type catalytic step 2 spliceosome; precatalytic spliceosome. Gene Ontology annotation, molecular function: protein binding.
AUUGUGCCCAUGUUUUUGUUUUCUUUUCACUUAACGUUUACCAAGCAAGCAGUGUGAUUCUUGUAAAAUUUGAUUAAGUGUUAAUACUUUGAUUCGUUUUGGAAAAAAGCAACAUGGAACGUCCACAGAAAAUGCCCAAAGUGGCUAAGGUGAAGAACAAAGCUCCUGCUGAGGUUCAAAUUACGGCCGAACAGCUUUUAAGAGAAGCUAAAGAGCGUGAUUUGGAAAUAUUACCACCUCCACCAAAGCAAAAAAUUUCUGAUCCAGCUGAAUUGGCAGAUUACCAGCAGCGUAAGCGCAAAACAUUUGAGGACAAUCUGAGAAAGAAUCGUAUGGUGGUUAGCCAUUGGAUAAAAUAUGCACAAUGGGAAGAGUCUCAAAAAGAGAUCCAACGGGCGCGAUCCAUAUGGGAACGUGCCUUGGAUAAUGAGCAUCGUAAUAUUACAAUUUGGCUUAAAUACGCCGAAAUGGAAAUGAAGAACAAGCAAGUUAAUCAUGCCCGUAACUUGUGGGAUAGAGCCGUUACUAUUAUGCCGCGUGUAAAUCAAUUUUGGUACAAAUACACUUAUAUGGAGGAAAUGUUAGAAAAUGUGGCUGGAGCCCGACAAGUUUUCGAAAGAUGGAUGGAAUGGCAGCCAGAAGAACAAGCCUGGCAAACGUAUGUUAACUUUGAACUGCGUUACAAGGAAAUUGAUAGGGCGCGAGCUAUCUAUGAGAGAUUCGUUUAUGUUCACCCUGAUGUCAAAAACUGGAUAAAAUUUGCCCGCUUUGAAGAAUCGCAUGGCUUUAUACAUGGAGCUCGUCGUGUAUUCGAAAGAGCCGUUGAAUUCUUCGGCGAUGAUUACAUAGAUGAGCGCCUGUUCAUAGCUUUUGCCAGAUUCGAAGAAGGACAAAAGGAGCACGACCGUGCUCGUGUUAUUUACAAAUAUGCUUUGGAUCAUUUGCCAAAGGACAAAACACAGGAGCUGUAUAAAGCCUACACAAUUCAUGAGAAAAAAUAUGGCGAUCGUGCUGGCAUCGAAGAUGUUAUUGUGUCAAAAAGAAAAUUCCAAUACGAACAGGAAGUUGCAUCAAAUCCCCAAAAUUAUGAUGCAUGGUUCGAUUAUUUAAGGUUAAUUGAAGGGGAAGGAGACGUCGAAGUUAUACGGGAGACCUAUGAACGUGCAAUUUCUAAUGUUCCCCCUGCUAAUGAAAAGAACUACUGGCGACGUUAUAUUUACCUUUGGAUCAAUUAUGCCCUCUAUGAAGAAUUAGAGACCGAAGACGUCGAGCGAACGCGACAAAUUUAUAAAACUUGCCUCGAACUGAUACCUCAUAAAAAGUUUACAUUCAGUAAAAUCUGGCUAAUGUAUGCCCAUUUUGAAAUCCGAAGCAAGGAUUUGGCAAAAGCUCGAAAAACUUUGGGUAUGGCAAUUGGCAUGUGUCCCCGAGAUAAAUUGUUCAGAGGCUACAUAGAGCUAGAAAUUCAGUUAAGAGAGUUCGAUCGCUGCCGAUUAUUAUACGAGAAGUUUUUGGAAUUUGGACCAGAGAACUGCGUUACAUGGAUGAAAUUCGCAGAACUUGAAAACCUUCUUGGAGAUACAGAUAGAGCCAGAGGAAUAUACGAAUUAGCAAUACAGCAGCCUCGCCUUGAUAUGCCUGAACUAUUGUGGAAGGCAUAUAUAGAUUUUGAAGUUGGGCAGGCAGAAUACGAGUUGGCAAGACAGCUUUAUGAGAAGCUUUUGGAACGCACACAGCACGUUAAAGUAUGGAUGUCGUAUGCAAAGUUUGAAUUGACAUCCCAACUUGGCGACGAAGAAGAUUCAGAAAUGAAUGUCCGUUUGGCGCGAAGAGUCUAUGAAAGAGCAAAUGACACCUUGAGGCAGCUUCAAGAUAAAGAAUCAAGAGUGCUGCUAUUGGAGGCUUGGCGUGAUUUCGAACGAGAGUCUGGCGAUCAAGACAGCUUGGAAAAGGUAAUGGAAAAAAUGCCACGUCGUGUGAAGAAACGUCAAAAGAUCAUUUCCGAUACUGGAGUGGAAGAGGGUUGGGAAGAAGUAUUUGAUUACAUAUUUCCAGAAGAUGAAAUGGCCCGGCCAAACCUUAAGUUGUUGGCUGCUGCGAAAAUGUGGAAGAAACAAAAAGAAACUGUUGAUGAUAACAUUACAUCUGAGGAGGAAAGUAAUAAGGAAAAACAAGCAGAAGAUAAGCUCGGAGAUGAAGAUAUUUCAAUAAAAAUUUUAAGCCAAGAAAAUGUCUCUGAACGCUCAAAUAAUAGUGACGUUCCCAAUGAGGGUUAAAAAUGAGUUUUUAUUAGUGUAUAAGAAUAAAAAAAUAAUUGUAUUCAUGCAAAUCUACUUUUUAAACAAAUAAUUACCAAAAACGGCUGAUAUCUUUGCAGAAAGAA